AAUUCUUUUGAGAACCGAACGUAGCAUAAUUUUUUUUCAACAAAAUUGUGAAACAGGAGGGCAACCUCUUCUGCUGGAAUACGUACCCAACAAAAGCCUGUUCGCGAGGAUGCACACGCACGAGGGCCAAUCCUCAGGGAUCCUGUCCUGGUCAAACCGUUUAAACAUUGCCCUGGACAUAGCCCGAGCCCUGGAUUACCUUCAUUCUCAGGCCGACCCACCCAUAAUCCACAGAGACGUCGUCCUCCAACAUUCUUCUUGUGGACAACCACCAUGCAAGUUGGGCUUUAACACCCCUGGAUCUCAGUCCCCGACCAAGAUCAAAGGCUCAUUGGGCUAUAUUGAUGUUAAUUACCUCAAAACGGGUCUGGUCUCUCCGAAGAGUGAUGUGUAUAGUUUUGGAGUUCUGUUGCUUGAGCUGAUAACUGGGCUGAAAUCGACUCAGGGAUCAACGAGUUUAGCAGAAUGGACAGGGGAUUACAUGACGAAUGAUGAUGUUAAGGUUUGGGCUAAAUUGUUGGACCCAAAACUCAAUGGGGAUGUGAAUUUGGGUCAAAUAAAGGUGUUGAUGGAUUUGGCUCAUGCAGCACUGCUUGAGAACUCAAAAGGGAGGCCUGAUAUGAGACAGAUCGUGGAAAGGAUUUUGAGUUGCUUGGAUCCCCAAUCUCACAGUUAUUUGCCAGUAUAGAGAUUUAUUAAGAUAUAUAUCUAUCAAUGACUUGUUGAUUUAAAUAAAAAGAAUUCAAUUUU
Messenger RNA from Rubroshorea leprosula, 750 nucleotides. Lineage: Eukaryota; Viridiplantae; Streptophyta; Magnoliopsida; Malvales; Dipterocarpaceae. The record is from the annotation of a GenBank genome assembly.